AUGGGCAUCAAGCACAUCCACAGCAAGCAAGAGUGGGAGGCUCUCCUCGCCGAGGGCAAGCCCAUCGUUGUCGACUUCCACGCCGUCUGGUGUGGUCCUUGCAAGGCCAUUGCUCCUAUCUACGAGAAGGCCUCCGAGGAUACCGCCAACGCUAACGUCACCUUCGCCAAGAUCGACGUCGAUGAGGUCUCCGACGUAACCAGGGAGCUUGGCGUCACUGCCAUGCCCACCUUCAUCCUCCUCAAGAACGGCUCCAAGGCCGGCGAGGUCCAGGAGGACGAAUUUAGUGCCGGAGUUGUUGGCCUUUCGAGCGCCCUCUUCCUGUCCGAUGACCCCGAGAAUCAAGUGACUGUGGUGGCCAAGUUCAUGCCCGGCGACUUUGAUAUCGAGUACACGUCGCCAUGGGCCGGUGCCAAUGUUUUGCCUAUGGCAGCCGAGGCAGACAGCCGAUGGGAGAGACGAACCUGGGAACACCUUCGAAAGUUGACCGAGAAUGAGCCCUCUGCCGGCAUCCAUUUCCAAAACACCCGAGUGUACCGUCGUGACAAAGACGCACCAGAGUAUCCCAGCAGCAACUUCUACGAUGCCCUAUUUUCCAAGGACCCGUGGUACAAGACCAUGUUCGACGGGUACCGAGAACUCGGCGGACGAGAUCCCCGCCGGGCACGACUCGGGCUGCGAAUUCACCUCACUCUGCAUCAACACGCAAAUCUUCCUCCCUGGCUCGCGAGCCGCUGCCUCGCCAACGGCGUCGUGUUCAAGCGCGCCGUCGUCAAGCACGUCGCCGACGCCGCCGCCUUCGCCGGCGGCAGUAGUAGUGGUAGUCCCAGCAGCUCGCCGCCGCCGCCCACCAUCGUAGUCAACGCGACGGGCCUAGGCGCGCUCAAGCUCGGCGGCGUCGAGGACCAGAGCAUGGUCCCCGCGCGGGGCCAAAUCGUCGUCGUGCGCAACGAGGCGCCCUACAUGAUUGCCACGUCGGGCACCGAGGACGGCGGCGUCGAGGUGUGCUACGCCAUGACGAGGGCGGCGGGCGGCGGCACCGUGCUCGGCGGCACCUACGACAAGGGCAACUGGGACCCGACGCCGGAGCCCAACGUCGCGGUGCGCAUCAUGACGAGGGCGGUGGAGCUGUGUCCCGAGCUCGCGGGCGGCAAGGGCGUCGCGGGGCUCGAUAUCAUCCGCCACGGCGUCGGGCUGCGGCCGUUAAGGACCAAGGGCGUGCGCAUCGAGGCGGAGUCGGUGGCGAGCCCGGACGGCGCGGGGAGCGUCUCCGUCGUGCAUAACUAUGGACAUGCUGGGUGGGGGUAUCAGGGUAGUUUUGGGUGCGCGGAGAGGGUCGUUGAGCUGGUCAAGGAGAUUCAGAGUGCGGCGAAGGCUGCUGCGGCAUAG
This is a messenger RNA of Parascedosporium putredinis, 1389 nucleotides long. The record is from the annotation of a GenBank genome assembly. Lineage: Eukaryota; Fungi; Ascomycota; Sordariomycetes; Microascales; Microascaceae.